AUGGGUAAUGGAAUUAACAAGGUCCUGCCUAAUCUUUACCUCGGAAAUAUCAAAGAUGCACGAGACAAGGAGCUUUUGGCACAGCACAACAUCACCCACAUCCUGUCCAUCCAUGACACAGCUGCACCCAUCCUGGAGGACAUGACGUACCUGUGUAUAUCUGCUGCUGACCACUCUAAGCAAAACCUGACUCAGUACUUCAGAGACAGCAUCAUGUUUAUCCACGAGUCCCGACUCAAAGGAGAGGGCUGCCUUGUCCACUGUGUUGCAGGAGUGUCCCGCAGUGUGACUCUGGUGGUGGCUUACAUCAUGACCGUGACGGGCCGCGGCUGGGUGGAGGCUCUGGCGGCGGUGAGGGUGGCUCGGCCGUGUGCAGGGCCAAACCUGGGCUUCCUGCGUCAGCUGGAGGAGUUUGAAAACACAGAACUGACAGAAUAUCGAGCCUGGUGGAAGGACCGAUACGGGAAGAACUCGUUCAACGAUGAUGAGGAGAUGGAAACCCUUUUAACCCAGAAAUCUAACAACAAUUGCACAACAACCAGGAUCCCUCCUGCACUGGCCACAAGUGGCACCUGA
This is a messenger RNA of Micropterus dolomieu (smallmouth bass), 576 nucleotides long. RefSeq names its product dual specificity protein phosphatase 22-B-like. Gene Ontology annotation, biological process: regulation of cell population proliferation; protein dephosphorylation; transforming growth factor beta receptor signaling pathway. Gene Ontology annotation, cellular component: cytosol. Gene Ontology annotation, molecular function: protein tyrosine/serine/threonine phosphatase activity. The transcript is spliced from 7 exons. The record is from RefSeq and is a predicted model, not a curated record. NCBI's taxonomy places the organism in Eukaryota, Metazoa, Chordata, Actinopteri, Centrarchiformes, Centrarchidae. Bases 1 to 576 code for a protein of 191 amino acids.